CCGCCUGCGGCUCAGCGCCGAUCGUGUCGCGUCGCCGGGCUCCGAGUAUCCCCGCCUCUGCCCAGGCUCCGGCAAAACUUUUAUUCUCUGGGGUCCCCUGGGGUGUGUGAAGGAAUCGGAGCGCUCGGCCGUUUCCGCGCUCUCCGCUGCGGUGACCGAAGGGACGUGCAUCCCUUGCCCGCCGGGCUCUCGUGUCCUGCGCCUCCUCCCCUGCUGAUCGUUCCCCGGAGCCGCGAGGGGGCAUCCCCGGAGGGGCCGCGCGGGCGUCUGCGCCCCGGAACUCUCCCGCUCCCCGCGGCGGACCCGCCCGGCGCAACUUUAACUUGAUUCCUCUCGCCCAACCUGGACACCCGCGAUCGCUGCUGCGGCGGCUGGUUCUGCCGCUGCCGCGGAAUCACAAAGGGGCGCGGGUAGGGGAGGCGGCGCAGGCGGCAGGCACGGGCCUCCGGGCCGCGGAGGCGAGGAGACAAAAGGGAAACUGCCUCAGCUCGCAGUGCCCGCUCGGAUCAGCCUGCUGUUUGCUCCUGCCCGGCUCCGCGCGCCUCCUUCCCCCACCCUCGGCUGCUGCUCCGCCUCCCUCCCCUCGGGCUGUCCCCGCAGUGCUCUGGGACCCGGCGAGCCUUCGGGGCGCGCGUCGCUGCUGGUGGUUGGGGCUCUAGCGAUAAUAAAUGAUAGAGGAUACAAUGACUUUGCUGUCUCUGCUGGGUCGCAUCAUGCGCUACUUCUUGCUGAGACCCGAGACGCUUUUUCUGCUGUGCAUCAGCUUGGCGCUGUGGAGUUACUUCUUCCACACGGACGAGGUGAAGACCAUCGUGAAGUCCAGCCGGGAUGCCGUGAAGAUGGUGAAGGGCAAGGUGGCCGAGAUCAUGCAGAACGAUCGACUCGGGGGGCUCGACGUGCUGGAGGCCGAGUUUUCCAAGACCUGGGAGUUCAAGAGCCACAACGUGGCGGUGUACUCCAUCCAGGGCCGGAGAGACCACAUGGAGGACCGCUUCGAAGUUCUUACGGAUCUGGCCAACAAGACGCACCCGUCCAUCUUCGGGAUCUUCGACGGGCACGGGGGCGAGACUGCAGCUGAAUAUGUAAAAUCCCGACUCCCAGAGGCUCUUAAACAGCAUCUUCAGGACUACGAGAAGGACAAAGAAAAUAGUGUACUGUCCUACCAGACCAUCCUCGAACAGCAAAUUCUGUCGAUCGACCGAGAAAUGCUAGAAAAGUUGACUGUGUCCUAUGAUGAAGCAGGUACAACGUGUUUGAUUGCUCUGCUCUCGGACAAAGACCUCACUGUGGCCAACGUGGGUGACUCACGCGGGGUUCUGUGUGACAAAGAUGGAAACGCCAUUCCUUUGUCUCAUGAUCACAAGCCUUACCAACUGAAGGAAAGAAAGAGGAUAAAGAGAGCUGGUGGUUUCAUCAGUUUCAAUGGUUCCUGGAGGGUCCAGGGGAUCCUGGCCAUGUCUCGAUCUCUGGGAGAUUAUCCUCUGAAAAAUCUCAACGUAGUCAUCCCAGACCCAGAUAUCCUGACCUUUGACCUCGACAAGCUCCAGCCUGAGUUCAUGAUCUUGGCAUCAGAUGGCCUCUGGGAUGCUUUCAGUAAUGAAGAAGCAGUUCGAUUCAUCAAGGAGCGUUUGGAUGAACCUCACUUUGGGGCCAAGAGCAUAGUUCUGCAGUCAUUUUACAGAGGCUGCCCUGACAAUAUAACAGUCAUGGUGGUGAAGUUCAGGAAUAGCAGCAAAACAGAAGAGCAGUGAACCCUUCAGGGGUCUCAGCUGCCUCAGACUAAAGGACUUUCAACACACUGGUCUCUUUUACUGUAGCGAAAGGCGUGGGAGUUGUAAUUAGGAUCAUCCAUCCCAGACACACAAUCCUCCCCUCCCUGGUGGUCUUGGGUCUCCUUUCAGGAUGAACAGAGGGUGCUCUUGGCCAAUAUAGUUGAGAGGCUGGAAAAUGGUUUCUUCAUGUUUGCCCAACUCUUUCAUCCAGUGUCCAAAAUAUAUAAAUAGAUAGCUGUAGAUUCACAUGUAUGAAGGGAAUGGUGUGUGUGCCAUGUAUUCUCCCUUUUAAUAUCCUUUUCAAGAUCCUCUUCAGGCCCUCUGAGCCUCAGCCUUUGUGUCUUCUUUGGAACAGCAGGUAGGGCCAGCCUCCUGCUGCAAGAGGAAGGCCACUAUGUCCCUCGUGAGUCAGGGGCUGACAUGGCAACACCCUCUUCUGAGCUUGCUCUGUCCUGAGCUCAGGUUUUCCACUGGGCAGCAGCCAGAGCAGAUGUGGAAUGGUCUAUUAUGCAGGGGCUGCCUGUGGAGACUGAGGGGAGUGAGGAGGAUGGGCGUUCAGUGGCGGCCACCUGCACAGCAGAAAUAACCCCAUUCCCGCGCUCCCUUUAUUAGUUCAGUAGACCUGGUGUAUACCACCUGUCCCGCCUUUAUCCCAAUCAUGCAUGACCUGAACCUUUUGCCUACACCUUGCUGUGUAUACUAGGCAGCUGUUAAUUUCACCACCAGACACUGUAAUUUUUCACCCUACAUUACCAAAAAUCCAUAUCAAGAAAUGAAACAAGCAAAUCACAGUGCAGUAAUUUCUUCAAGGAUCGACAGAGCAGAACCGUGUAAAUGAGAGACCGCGCCCCUUGGGUUAGGAGACUAUUUGCACUGGGAGAGAAGGAAGUGAGCUGGGAGGUUACCAGCCCGAAUUGCGCUCCAGCUGCCAAUUUGUGUGUGUUCACCCCUCCCUUAUCUUAGUAGCUAUCAAGAGUCUUUCAAGCAGUGUUCCUGGAAGCAGCAGCUCACAGCUGCAUGUGUGUUCCUUGAAGCCAGGUACAGAGUACUCUGCCCCUGCAGUGUGGAAUCGGGUGGUAUACUACUGGGAUUAGCUUCCCCUGGACAAUGGCAAAGCAGCAGCCUUUAACAUUUGGUUGGAAACCUCUGUCUACACCAGUAACUUUCCCUGAGCAAACGCAGUCCCCCCGAGCCUGCAGGGCACAGCAAUGGGGCACCUCAGAGACCUAUUGAUAUGUGCAAUGAAAGCUGAGUGCGAAAUCAAGUGUGAACCGAUAUUGAUAAGGUCCAGCGUCAUUUUGGGGUGGGGCUUACUGCUCUCCGUUUUCUAUUACCAAAGUCAUGUUCUUCCAACCUCAGUAUUUUAUAGGUUAAUUUAGAGAAAAUGCUAGUUCGCUCUCCUUGCCUGAGAGAGGCAGCUCAAAUAGCCAAACAAGGCUUUCCUUGCAGUCCCCACCCAUCUCAUGUCCACCUGGUUUUGUGCUUUGUGAGUGGGCAUUUAUUGUGACCUCUCUCAUCUCUCGCAGGCCCGUUCUCUGGUCACCUCCCACUCAUGUGGCCUGCCCUCUGCCCACGUUCACCUGUAGCUUUUCCACAGCAGGUUUCAGGAGUGAACUCUGGAGAAGGGAAACACGGCUGUGUAGCUGCCGAGGACUGCAAUCUGCCUUGACUCCUCUGAGCACUUACCUUUCCUUGACUGCGGUGAAAACAAAUAAUGGUUUCCCAGGAGAAUUGCUUACUUUUGUAUAUUGCGUUUUCCAGUUUUAGAAUUAGAAUCCUGGUUAUUGGUUUUUGGCCACAGACUGUUCUAGUACAAUAUGUCUGCCCCCAUUUUAGACUUCAGCAUUUGCCUAUAGAGAGACAUUGAGCAUUUGAAUGUGUGUGUUUGGGGUGAGGGUGGGGGGGAGAAUGCGGCAAACAAAUCCUGGUUGUGAUCAGAGAUGGGACAGACAGGCUGGGUGGCUGAGUUCGCUCGGAGACUGAAGACGUUUUGACUCUGGGGCGUUGCCCCAGCCUGCCAUCCAGCCAAGUUCAGGAAUAUGCAUGUCAGCAUUUUGUAAUCCACAAUGAACUUUCCUAUUAUUUUUAACUGAAAACAAAAAUGUAUAAUAACAAGGGGGAAAUUUUAAAUUCCACAAUUAUAUUUAUUGUCUAAAAUGAAAUAGUAGUGUUUUGGUGAAGUUGAAAAGAAAAUCUACUAAAUUAUCAAAUUGGUGUUUAUUUACCCUGCAAAGAUUUUUAAGAGAUGGUACUGAAUGUACAAGGUCAUGACCUUCUCUCCAAUUGAGGUUUAUAAGGCAUCUCCACAUUUUGCUUGGUAGAAUUAUUUCACUCCUGACUUUAACCAAAUGUAACAUAUAUUUCCUACUUGCUUUCUCUCCCUUACCCCUACUAUAACUUGUAGAUUUUUAAAAGAUAGAAGUACUAGGCAGAAUCGUAGCAGUUUAGUUAAGAGUUGUGUCUAAAGUCAGUACUUUAUCUCCCUCUUCCUGUCUUCGAGCUCUGUCUCUCUGACCCUUUUCCAGCUGUUGGGGGUUCUCAGACAGUACUUGCGGAGUGCCCUGUGGGACGUUCUGUAGGGACCCAGGAAGGUCAAAUCAAGCCUUUGGAGAAAUUGACCUGAGAAAUUUGCACGUGAAGCUUCCCUUCACAGCACUGCCAAAGCUUUGGAAUUGUCACCUAAGACUGCCAGGACUGCCUAGCUAGCCCGAGUUCGAAUUGCCAAUAAUCCCCAUGGUGCCAAAUUUUGGGAUGUUUUACAGUCAUUUAGAAAUGCAAGUGGGAAUGACCACAUGCUUAAGAUCCCUCAGCAGGCUGCCAUGUCCAGGUCCUCAUGAAU
Messenger RNA from Tupaia belangeri chinensis (Chinese tree shrew), 4611 nucleotides. It is a transcript of the gene PPM1L, whose product is annotated as protein phosphatase, Mg2+/Mn2+ dependent 1L. Gene Ontology annotation, molecular function: cation binding; protein serine/threonine phosphatase activity. The coding region runs from base 669 to 1751 and encodes 360 amino acids. The transcript is spliced from 4 exons. Gene Ontology annotation, biological process: protein dephosphorylation. Lineage: Eukaryota; Metazoa; Chordata; Mammalia; Scandentia; Tupaiidae. The record is from RefSeq and is a predicted model, not a curated record.